AGUUGUUUGCCAACUGGCAGUAAAAAUUUAAAAAGAAGAAGAAGAAGGCCAUUUCCCCUCAAACAGUGCCGUGAGAGCGACGUAGCCGACUUUAUUGUUCUCAAUAUCUCCACUACUCUCGAUAUUUUAACGAGAGUCUUUGGUUGCCUUUUGUGUGCUGUUGUUUGUGCUUCAGCAUGGCGGUCGUCAUCCGUUUACAGGGACUGAGAGUCACAGCGGGUUCUGAGGAUAUUCGCAGGUUCUUCACUGGUCUCAAAAUUCCUGAUGGAGGGGUGCAUAUAAUUGGUGGGGAGCGAGACGAGGCUUUCAUUAUCUUUGCUUCAGAUGAAGAUGCAAGAAGAGCCAUGACACGGUCAGGUGGUGUCAUUAGAGGCUCACCUGUUACAUUGCUGUUAAGUAGUAAAGCAGAGAUGCAGAAUAUGCUCGAAAGAACAACAAAAAUUGUGGAGAGGGAUCAGAAAAGGCGGCUUGAAGAUGACGUUGGACAUCCUCGCAGAUCUAUGGAGCCAGAGAUGGGCAGGAGAUCAGCCAGCAGAUCGGGUGACACACCUCCACCCCUGCUCCAGAGGGCCCCAAACACAGAUGAUGUGUUUUUGUUUCUAAAAGGACUGCCUUUCUCUGUCACUGAAAAGGAAAUUUGUGACUUUUUUGGUGGUUUAGUUGUUGAUGAAGUUGUUUUAAUAAAAAAUCGCCAAGGAUUAAACAAUGGAACAGGUUUUGUCAAAUUUGCAACAAGAGAGGAUGCAAUGGAAGGGUUGAAGAGAGAUCGGGAAUACAUUGGCUCAAGGUAUAUUGAGAUCUCCACGACAACAUUGAAUGAUUGGCAUCGGGUUACUGGUAGAAUGCCAACAGCUAUCAUAGAUGGGAGUUUCCAAAGGGGGCGAUCACCCAUUCCCAAUCAGAGGGAUCCACAGCACCGUGUAAGGUCACGAUCGCCUGUGGCUCAGAGGCGCAUUGCUCCUUCAGAAGGGGAGUACUGUGUUUUGUUGGAAAAUCUGUCAUUUGCAGUGGAAAAAGAAGAUAUAAAACGGCUUUUUCAUAAUGCGAAACUUGGGGAUGACCAGAUCCUGCACUUGAUUGACUCUGACGGGAAACGAAAAAGAUCUGCACUGGUGCUGUUCAAGAGUUUGCGUGACUAUUGUGAAGCUUUAGCUCAUGAAAAAAGACAGUUUUUCAAUCGACUAGUGCAUACCCGUCCAGUUUCGAGGGAGAACAUGAUUGCCCUUCUGAAACCUCAAGGUACCACUGUCCGGCCUUCUGGAAACUCGGAAAGGUUUCAGGAGAGGCCUGCGUCUUACUCCAGUGAUCCUUAUGACUCAGAGAAGAUGUGUGUGUUUGUGCGAAACCUGCCAUUUGACGUACGAAAAGUUGAGAUCAUCGACUUCUUCCACGGGUUUAAUAUCACAGAGGACAAUGUGUGUGUGCUGCAGGACCGAGAAGGUGCUGGGGUUGGACAAGCUUUGGUGGUCUUUGGAUCUGAGGCCGAGGCUAUGAGGGCACUCAUUCUCGAUGGACGACGGUUUCUUGGGUCAAAAGUCAUACUAAAAUGCAUUACACGUUCUGAGAUGCAGGAGUUGGGUGCUGAUCCACCAGUGGUGCAAGAGCCACUGCUGAGAGGGGAGCAGUACUCGAGCAAGAGCAGCGAAGCAUCUUAUCUCACUGGUGACACUUCAUAUCCUGACUUCAGGUUUCCUCGUGAUGGGGGUAUACCAGUAACUGAUGCACAGGACAGCAUCCAUGGAGGUAUUGAUUAUGAGCCUCGUGCAGCGCGGUCUCGUUCUCCAGAAGACCGGGGCAAUGGAGUUCGUGGCAGUUUUCGCUCCCCAGUGGAGCCUUUUGACGCGCCCACCUGUGUUCAGUUAGUCAACCUACCUUUUCAAAUCAGAAGUGAAGAAAUCUACGAUUUUUGUUACGGAUAUCGUAUAAUACCUGGGUCUGUGUCACUGCAGUAUGACCAGAGUGGAAAACCUAAAGGCUCUGCUACUUUGGUAUUUGAGUCUCGUCGAGAGGCUUUAACGGCAGUUGAAGAACUAGGUGGAAGACCAAUAGGGCAGAGAAAAAUAAAGCUGCUCCUUGUGUGAAAGUAAAAUUGCUUUUCGUUGCACUUAAAAUUCCAGGUGUAAUUGGAAAUGUAAACAGUGAUGAUUUGAAAAACCACUGCGUUGUGUUUUGACUUAGGUUUUUUUUGUUUUGUUUUUUUUGUAGGGGGAAAAAAGGGAGGGUGAUGGGGGAUGUUGAUAUGGGAUGACUGAUUCUAACUAUAAAGUGAGCUUGCGUGUAUUUAAUUUAGCCUUCUUUUAUUUGUUAAAAGCGAUACUCUAUUUCAAUUUUUGAUUGAACUUGUGAUGGUGUGAAAAAAUGUGUAUUCCAUUUCAUCUUACUGUCUUUUUGUACACUGUCAUUUUAAAAUAAAAAAAAUGAUGCUUUUGAAUUGUUAACAUUAAAUUAGGAUCUGCUGAUCAAGCUUGUCUAUACAGGAUACAGAUAAAUAAUGAAUAAAAAAUAUUUUGAGUUCA
Molecule: messenger RNA, 2516 nt
Organism: Oreochromis aureus
Lineage: Eukaryota; Metazoa; Chordata; Actinopteri; Cichliformes; Cichlidae
Gene: rbm12bb
Product: RNA binding motif protein 12Bb
Exons: 2
Coding region: 177-2081 (634 amino acids)
Biological process (GO): regulation of RNA splicing
Cellular component (GO): nucleoplasm; ribonucleoprotein complex
Molecular function (GO): RNA binding
Source: RefSeq, a predicted model, not a curated record